Penicillium cataractarum is the source of this 1086-nucleotide messenger RNA. RefSeq lists its product as uncharacterized. Lineage: Eukaryota; Fungi; Ascomycota; Eurotiomycetes; Eurotiales; Aspergillaceae. The transcript has a single exon. The coding region runs from base 1 to 1086 and encodes 361 amino acids. The record is from RefSeq and is a predicted model, not a curated record.
AUGGAUUCUGCACCCCAGGAGACCGAUCCCGCCUCUACCACAAUGAAAGUCACCGGAAUGAAAGUCGCCAGAAUCACUGAACGGGGACUUCCGCCCACCAUCAUGAAUGCAGCCAUCAAGCCCCCAACCCCGGAAAAGCUGCAAGUCAGAGUCCUCGCCGUGGGAAUCUCCCAGCAAGUCCGCAACCGAGUCGACGAAGACCACCCCUCGAGCAGAUUCUACAUGCUGCCCUUCGACCCCACUGUGGAUGGCGUCGUCCAAGACGAAGCCACCGGCGACCUCUACUACGUCCUCCCCCGCGGGCCACGCCUCCUCGCCGAACGCCUCAACAUUCCCAAGCACGAAAUCCUCAAGCUUCCACCAAACACCGACCCCGUCAAGAUCGCCGGCCUCACUGGUGCCUGGCUUCCGACCUGGGCCCUCCUCAUGGGCUGUUCCGGACACAAGGUUCUCAUCGUCGGCGCUACUACCUGCAACGGCCGCGUCGGAGCUCAAAUUGCACGCUACCUCGGAGCCUCCGAGGUCAUCGGUCUGGCAGACGACGAAGCUGCUCUCGCAACGGUCCACGGACUCACUACCCGCGCCCUGCUCGGCAACCCCGUUGAUAUUCCCAAGUUCAAGGGUAUCAAGUUCGUGGUCGACUUCAUUGGCGGCGAAGCGGGCGCUGAAGUCCUGGACCAGAUCAACCAGGGCCCGCUCAUCUGUGAGCUCAAAUACCUGCCUGCCUGGGGCCCUCGUGGCGGUGACCCGUUCGUCGUGGACGUGAACCUUGUGAUCAGGAGAAGAAUGCGAGUCAUCGAUCCCGCGCUGUCGGUCUGGCAUCUUACGGCUCCGCAGAAUGUGGGGAAGCUGCGGUUUGCUAUUCAGAUGAUGAGCAUGAUUAAGGUUCCGUUUGAUAUUGUGGCCAAGCCCAUGGCGGAGGUUGCUGAGGUCUGGAAUCAUGAGUACUUUAAGGACUUGAAGCAGGUGCUUGUGCUGGUUCCUUCGGAGCGCAAAGUCCAGGGUGAUGUUCAGCUGUUCAAUAACAAGAGACGGGCGGUGGGACAGUUGACUGAGCAGCCUGCGAUGAACAAGAAGCGAGCAUAA